AUGCGAUCAGAGCAGAUCAGAAUUCACACGUGUCUGAAUAAGCUGGGGCUCAGGGCAGCUGUGCAGCCCUUCACCUUGGCGCUGAUCGGAAAGUUGCAGUAUUGCCGAAGCCAGGCCUCAAACACGGAGACGAUAAAGGUGUCAGUGCGGUGCAGGACCAUUCAGACCAGCGUCCUUUCCUACACCGCACCCGCACUUUGUGCUCACAACGAGGAAAGGUGGCACAACGGUCACGGACCGCCCCCCGUUGAAAGCUUGUACUGCACACCUAAAACUCGGGCUGCUAACUGGUUCCUGACAGACCUAAAGGAAGACUGGACUAUUUUUAUUUCCCUAGCAAUUGAUGAGUACAAGCCCCUAGAUGCCACCACAAACCCAUCUCUGAUACUAGCUGCUGCUCAGAUGCCAGCUUACCAGGAACUUGUGGAUGAUGCUGUUGCCUAUGGGAAAAAACUUGGUGGGUCAGAAGAGGAGCAGAUCAAAAAUGCUUGUGACAAACUUUUUGUAUUAUUUGGAGCUGAAAUAUUGAAGAGGAUACCUGGCCGUGUGUCCACAGAAGUAGAUGCAAGGUUGUCCUUUGAUAAGGAAGGAAUGAUUCAAAGAGCCAGGCGCCUCAUUGACCUUUAUAAGGAAGCAGGAAUUGGUAAAGAUCGUAUUCUCAUAAAGCUCUCUUCAACAUGGGAAGGAAUCCAGGCUGGCAAGGUUCUGGAAGCAGAGUAUGGGAUUCACUGCAACAUGACCCUGCUGUUCUCCUUUGCUCAGGCAGUUGCCUGUGCUGAAGCUGGAGUUACUCUGAUUUCCCCAUUCGUAGGACGUAUCCUGGAUUGGUAUGUUAUAAAUGGAGAUAAGAAAACCUACGAGCCUUCAGAGGAUCCAGGAGUGAAGAGUGUCACUAAGAUCUAUAACUACUACAAAAAGUUUGGCUACAAAACUAUCGUGAUGGGUGCUUCGUUUCGAAAUACGGGAGAAAUAAAAGCGCUUACAGGCUGUGACUAUCUCACUAUUUCACCCAAGCUUUUGGCAGAGCUCAGCAAAGAGUAUGUCAAGUUAACUCCCACACUGAGUGUAAAGGAGGCUCAGGCAUGUGAGCUUGAGAAGAUCCACCUGGAUGAGAAGGCAUUCCGCUGGCACCAUAAUGAAGACCAAAUGGCUGUGGAGAAAUUAUCUGAUGGGAUCAGAAAAUUUGCUGCAGAUGCAAUUAAACUGGAGAGGAUGUUAAAGGAGCGAAUGUUCAGUGCUGAAAAUGGAAAGUAGAAAAAUCGGACUUCUCCUGAGUGGUCAAGGCUGAAUGCGUGGAUCACCUGAGGUUAAAUGGAUGUACAAAUGUCUUACCUGUAAAAGUCUUAUGCUAUGUAUGGAUAGAUUUCUGUAUCGUGCUUUUUUUAUCAAUUUACAAAGGGACAAACAAUUAUAAAUUGUUGUGGCACUUUUGUCAAUACAUGCUAAUUAACACAG
Pygoscelis adeliae (Adelie penguin) is the source of this 1455-nucleotide messenger RNA. It is a transcript of the gene TALDO1, whose product is annotated as transaldolase 1. Gene Ontology annotation, biological process: carbohydrate metabolic process; pentose-phosphate shunt; pentose-phosphate shunt, non-oxidative branch. Bases 1 to 1254 code for a protein of 417 amino acids. The transcript is spliced from 11 exons. The record is from RefSeq and is a predicted model, not a curated record. Gene Ontology annotation, molecular function: transaldolase activity. Gene Ontology annotation, cellular component: intracellular anatomical structure; cytoplasm. Lineage: Eukaryota; Metazoa; Chordata; Aves; Sphenisciformes; Spheniscidae.